Monoraphidium neglectum is the source of this 858-nucleotide messenger RNA. RefSeq lists its product as hypothetical. Gene Ontology annotation, biological process: ubiquitin-dependent protein catabolic process; regulation of apoptotic process; protein ubiquitination. Bases 1 to 858 code for a protein of 285 amino acids. The record is from RefSeq and is a predicted model, not a curated record. The transcript is spliced from 6 exons. Lineage: Eukaryota; Viridiplantae; Chlorophyta; Chlorophyceae; Sphaeropleales; Selenastraceae.
AUGGAUGGGCGGAUCUCUACACGUGGUAAUGGAACAUAUGAGCUAUAUUACGGGCUGGUGACCUCUGCGGCGUGGGCCGCGCAGCAGCUGCAGCCGGCGCGCGCAGAGGCGGCAAUCCUUGUUGGCCCCGCCCAGUCGGGCGGCAAGUUUGCGACCAUCAACGAGGCGAUCGCAGCAGCCGAGCAGGGCGGCAUCAUCACAGUGCUGCCCGGCCGGUACGAGGAGCGGAUAACGCUGGACGGCAAGUUCGUCACAAUUCAGGCUGCACAGGCGGGCAGCGUGGAGGUCGUAUGGGAGAGCUCCAGGCCGUACGAGCACACCCUCGAGUGUAAGAACACGCAGGGGGCCGUGGUCGUGCGCGGCAUGCUGCUGCGGCACCGCAGCCCCAGCGUCGCUCAGAAUUAUUGCGUCUUCGUAGGGGCGGGCAGCAGCCUGGUGUUGGAGGCGUGUGACGUCAGCAGCAGCUCGGGCAACGGCGUGGGCGUGGAGGGCGCGACGCUGCAGCUCAAGGACUCCCAGGUCCACAACUGCGAGCGCCACGGCGUCGCGGCGUUCGGCGGCUUCGAGGGCGCUCCAGGGCGCUGCCUGGUGAUGGGCUGCGCGAUCAAGAGCAACAAGCUGUCGGGCGUGUUUGUGCGGGACGGCGGCAACGCGGUGCUGCGGGACAACACGGUCGUGGACAACGGGGAGUAUGGCGUGGCGUUGCUGGACGGCUGCACGGCGCGGCUCUUUGAUAAUAAGGUGGCGGGCAACGCGGCGGGCAGCGUCCGGGUCGACGUCGGCAGCGUGGCUGUGGACGUGUCCGAGGUCAACGGCAAGAACGCGCUGGACACGCCCGCCGCAGCCAUCAGAUUGUAA